UCUGUCAUUUAUACACAAUGACAACAGCGCUGCUCUGACAUAUUCAAGUCAUUAGAUGGGAUAGAAACGUGAGAUUUAAGACCCUCUCUCGUUUUCCACUGCUCUCCACGCGCUUUCCUCCCCUUCCUCCUAACCUUUAAAUAACGAGGUUAGGCGAUGUUCCCAUGCAAUUAAUGCCAAUGGCUUGUUUGAAUCUGUAUUGAAGCCCGUGCGUCCGAGCGCACUUGGCCGACGCCAACUGGACCUCAUCCGUCCCAUUUCCUGGACCAACUUCCCGAGGGAGGGACGGCGGAGCCGGCAUGGGAAAGUUCGCCCCAACUUUUCCCUUUUCUUUUUCCGAUUACAUCGAGUCAGUUUUAAAGAAGGCCAACGCGAGUCGAGUCGAGCCGAGUCGAGCCGAGCGGUGUAGACCACCACAGCGAGGAGCCGAGCGCAAACCAGCGCCCAGGAGACAGUGAGGAGACGCGCCCCGCUUCACGAGAGAGAAAGCAGAGGAUGUCAAGGGCUGACUGGUCCUUCCUGGAGCACCUGCUGGAGGAGGGCCAGGAGUACUCGACAGGCAUCGGCCGUGUCUGGCUCACCGUACUCUUCCUGUUUCGCAUGCUGGUACUGGCAACUGCCGCAGAAUCCGCCUGGGACGACGAGCAGGCCGACUUCGUCUGCAACACGCGUCAACCUGGCUGCACUCCCGUCUGCUACGACAGAGCCUUCCCCAUUUCCCACUUUCGCUACUUUGUCCUCCAAGUCAUCUUCGUGUCCACGCCGACCAUCUUCUAUUUCGGAUAUGUGGCUGUAAAGGCUGGGAAGGACAAGGCAAAAGAGGAGGAGGAAGGUGGAGGAGUUUUAAUAGAAGGGGCCAAAAGGAAUGUGACUAAAGACAAUGCAGAGGAAAAGGAGAAACCACAGGAUGUGGGGAAAGGUAGAAAAGCUUACAAGGCUUCACCUGAGGCCCCGAAACUGAAAGGCAGGCUGCUGUGUGCGUAUGCAUUUAGCAUCCUGUUAAAAGUCCUCCUAGAGGCUGGCUUCAUCAUCGGGCUGUGGAUCCUCUACAACGGCUUCCUCAUACCAGCAAAGUUCGAGUGCACAGAAGUCCCCUGUCCUCACACGGUGGACUGCUUUGUCUCUCGACCCACAGAGAAGACCAUCUUCACCAUCUACACUCAGGUGAUCGCCACCAUCUCCCUGCUCCUCAACCUCGUGGAGCUCCUCCAUCUCCUUCAGCUCGCCAUCUCCCACCAGCUGGAGAAGCGCUACCGUGCCCAGCGGCAGGACUACUUACCUCGGCCUGAGCAGGCACCGGCCGGACAAAAGACUCCAGAGCUCCAGGCGGAGGUGUCACAGGCUUGCAAUGCAGGGGGGCACGUCAACGUCCCCCUGCAGGGUGAGGCUGCAUGCUACUCCAACCCGUGUGAGAGUUACAGGGAUCUGACAAUAGAGGCAACCUGGGGACCCGGGGAAGCUGGGAAUGACUUGCUUCCUAGUUACAUGAACUGCAUGGGGGCCAUGAGGACAACCCCUAGAGUCCAUUAUAAAAAACAAGCACAUCACACUGUUAAAAACAGUAAGGGUGCCUAUAAGGGACAAUCAAAGCAGAAGCAUUAUGUUUGACGCAGUCAGAUGGGGUGACACGUUGUCUACGACUAUGAAAGCUUUGUUUGGUUUCCGAGUCUUCCGGUUUUGCGUGUACACUAUUCUGCACAUGAUAUUUGAGUGUCAGGAGUGCAGGGCGACGGCUCAAAUGAGGGAGAAAUGAAGAGAACAACAACCAUUGCACUGUGAACCCGAUGCCUCAGAGGCAGGUAGACAUUCAGACAGAUAAAUGAAGCUAUUCAAAACCGAACAUUUUGGGAACACUCCCCAAGGCAAAAGAAAAUGAGACUCUGCUAUGAGAGAAGAUUACAGUCAUAAGAUGCCUUCAUGUUGCGUUUAUGGCUUUUGGUUCGUAAUGUGACAGUGGAAAAAAAAAACACUGCAGUGGGGGGUCUGCGGAGGUCAGUGUGUAUGGGAGGGAGUGCACUGGAACCAGAUUUAAGCAUAUUCCACUGAGUUUUGCACUGUAACCCAUGGAGCCGUUUGAAGCCCCCUCUUCUCCCCAUGGCUCUUGUACACACUGUGGAAUGUUCUGGUCUCAGGGUCCCGCUCAGCUCCCAAGAGGAUAAUGGCUGGGCGGAUGCAGGCACGCAUGCAUGCACAUCCACAUACAAUGUAUUUUUCCCCUUUCACCCAGUGUGUUUUGGUCACUUGAGUUGGGGAUGUGGACCGGGAGGGCAUGGGAAUGCUGGGAUUGAACAAGGCUUAUCGUUUCCAGUAUCCGUGGUGUCUUAUUUAUGAAGGAAGCGGGAGCGAGAGAGGACCACUGCACACAUCAUCGCACGAGCUGAAUAAUGGAGCAAAGGCAAGCAUCCGGUUUGAAAAGCAAACCUUUUAGUGAGCUGCAGAGAGAAGUCAAAAGCACAUCAGUAAUUGCACAUCGAAUAGACUGAAAGAAGUACAGAAAUGUGCAGAUUCAAUGAAAGGAAAUUAAAUCAAAAUAUUUAAUGUUAAAGAUAUCGAAAAAGAAAUACCAGUGUUAAUAUUUAUUAUUUUAAAAAAUAAAGUAUAAACUACCAUAAAGGAUGUCAAUUUAUCAAUUGUGUAUCACGUGUCACAUUUUCUCCCCCACACAAUUACAUAUUGCAAUAUUUGCAACCUAUAAAAAGGCUCUCUAUGGUGAC
Messenger RNA from Scophthalmus maximus (turbot), 2714 nucleotides. It is a transcript of the gene gja4, whose product is annotated as gap junction protein alpha 4. The record is from RefSeq and is a predicted model, not a curated record. NCBI's taxonomy places the organism in Eukaryota, Metazoa, Chordata, Actinopteri, Pleuronectiformes, Scophthalmidae. The transcript has 2 exons. Bases 496 to 1608 code for a protein of 370 amino acids. Gene Ontology annotation, biological process: cell communication. Gene Ontology annotation, cellular component: connexin complex.